AUGGAGCCACUAGUAACAAAAGGUACUGGCUUCAGUAUGAAGUCUAUUGAAACAGGUACAGAAAUAGAAAACUUAGGAACCAAACAAGAUACAACAUUUUCACACCCAUCAUUUAAGAAGGUACCUUCAUACUUAAUGUCGCGAUUUACAACACUCUGUCCGUCUAGAAAAGAUUUUAUGGAAAUAAAUUUAUCUGAAAUGUUAAACCCAUUCCAUUCAUUAGGGGAAUUAAAUGGUAGACAGUGGAAUUUUUUUUUGGUUGGAUUUCUGGCAUGGGUCCUCGAUCUGUUCGACUUCUUUUGCAUCAGUUUGAAUGUGCCAAGAUUGGCCGAGGAUUUGGACAAGUCAAUAGCAGAUAUAACUUGGGGAAUCACUUUGGUUUUAAUGUUGAGAUCUGUGGGAGCAAUUAUCUUCGGUAUUUGGGCUGAUAGAUAUGGUAGGAAAUGGCCAUACAUUGUGAAUGUUAUAUUGUUAAUUAUUUUGCAGCUAGGGUUGGGAUUUAUUCAAACAUACAAACAAUUUCUUGCCGUUAGAGCAUUGUUUGGGGUUGCAAUGGGUGGUAUAUAUGGCAAUUGUGUAGCUUGUGCAUUAGAUGAUUGUCCGCCCAAAGCUAAAGGUGUUCUUAGUGGGAUUUUUCAAGAGGGGUAUUCUGUGGGGUAUCUAUUGGCAGUCAUUUUCCAAAGAGCAAUUGCCGAUACCACUAUCCAGAAUUGGAGAUCUCUUAUUUGGUUCAGUGCUGGAUUAGGUGUAUUAUUAGUAUUAUGGAGACUUAUAUUACCUGAGACAGAUGCAUUUAUCCAACAGCAACUUAUUCAAAAAGAAAAAAGGGGAAAUUUAAAGCUGCAACUAAAAAACUUAAGAAUAUUAGUGAAACUGCAAUGGUUGUGUUUUGUUUACAUUGUAUUAUUGAUGGCUGGUUUUAACUUUAUGUCUCAUGGUUCCCAAGAUUUGUACCCUACCCUAUUAACAAAGCAAUACAAUUUUAGCAAUGAUCAGUCUACAGUAACAAAUGUAGUUGCUAAUUUGGGUGCAAUCUUUGGAGGGAUUUUGUUUGGCCAUGCAUCAAACUAUAUCGGUAGGAGAUUGACAGCCAUCAUAGCGUCCAUAUUAGGUGGUGCCAUGAUAUAUCCCUGGGCUUUUAUAAACGGUAAAGCCAUAAAUGCUGGUGCAUUUUUCCAGAAUGUUGGAAUGCAAGGUGCAUUUUCAGUGGCACCAGUGUAUUCGACAGAAUUAUCAAUUCCUCGGUAUAGAGCCUUCAUUGUUGGCAUUGGUUAUCAAUUAGGCAACUUAUGCUCUAGUGCUAGCUCUACCAUAGAAGCAACCAUUGGUGAAAGAUUCCCAAUAAAAACUUCAUCAUCGGAGGCACUGUAUGAUUAUGCAAAAGUAAUGAGUAUAUUUAUGGGAUGUGUCUACGGAUAUAUAAUUUUAGUUGCAUAUCUAGGGCCUGAAACAAGGAAUACUGGGUCAAGUUUAAGCAAUAAAUCUUUUGACGAGCUGGAUCCUAAUGUAUAUGGUAUUGAACAGAAAGCAUAG
Messenger RNA from Debaryomyces tyrocola, 1533 nucleotides. The record is from the annotation of a GenBank genome assembly. NCBI's taxonomy places the organism in Eukaryota, Fungi, Ascomycota, Pichiomycetes, Serinales, Debaryomycetaceae.